This is a messenger RNA of Ogataea parapolymorpha DL-1, 1575 nucleotides long. RefSeq names its product putative transporter. Gene Ontology annotation, biological process: transmembrane transport; L-cysteine transport. Gene Ontology annotation, cellular component: membrane. Bases 1 to 1575 code for a protein of 524 amino acids. The record is from RefSeq and is a predicted model, not a curated record. Gene Ontology annotation, molecular function: L-cysteine transmembrane transporter activity. The transcript has a single exon. NCBI's taxonomy places the organism in Eukaryota, Fungi, Ascomycota, Pichiomycetes, Pichiales, Pichiaceae.
AUGGAGAAAACUGUGGAUCAUAAGGAGUCUGUUACCAGUGAGGUGUCUGAACCCGACUCUCAUCUAGUUGCAAAAAUUAAAAAUGCGGACGUCACGUUGAAGUUUAUGGAAGAGCACGAUGCUAUGGUGGGAGAGCUCUCGCCAGACCAGGAAAAAGCAUUGUAUCGCAAGCUUUUGCGUAGAGUGCUUGUUAUUGUGUUUGUCAUCAACCUGCUAAUGUUUUUCGAUAAGAAUGCAAUGUCGUUUUCGAAACUCUUGGGAAUGUGGAAAGAGACGCACCUGACUCAAAAACAAUAUAGUAAUGUCAACUCUCUUUUCUACGCAGGCUACUUGGUUGGACAAAUACCUGGACAUCUUAUCAUGCAGAGAGUGAAUCUGAGACUCUUCAUGCUCGCUCAAUUGUUAUGCUGGGUAAUACUUAUGUUCGGUCAAUUGGCAGCCAAGGACUACCCUGCUAUUGCAGCUAUCAGAUUUCUUCUAGGUGUGACAGAAAGCGUGGUUACGCCAUGUAUUGAACAUACUCUUGCAAUGUUUUUCACUUUGAAAGAACAGGAAGUUAUCAAUCCAAUUUUCUGGAUUGGCACGGUUGGCGUUGGUAUCCCGACUGGCUUUAUUGCUUAUGGUGUCAACCAUUACAAGGGAGAUGUUAUUAGCAGGUGGAAGAUCUACUGGAUCAUCAACGGUGGGCUAACACUUUUAUUGGCAAUUUGGGUUGCUUUUGACUAUCCCGACAACCCUGCGACGUAUAAAGCCUUUUCCAUAGAGGAAAGGGUCCAUAUUGUCAGACGAAUCAAAAAGCAGUCGAGAUCGUCAAUUGAAGAGAAACAUUUCAAGAUGUAUCAGUUUUCGGAAGCUAUAAGAGAUCCAAUCACUUGGUUUUUCGGCUUGUACGCAUUCACGAGCAUGCUUGCUAAUAACAUGAAUUUCCAGCAGCAAGUUAUCUCAACGUCGUUGGGCGUGUCCAAUUUGAACUCUACUUUGAUUACCGUUGCUCAAGCGGGCUACAGUACAGUGGCAUUCUUGAUCGGAUCAUAUCUGCUUUCGAAGUUCAAAAACUCGCUUUGUUAUCUGUCUGUCAUAUCGAAUAUUCCAGCUAUUGUUGGAGGCAUCAUGGCAGUUGCACUUCCUUGGUCAAACAAAAUUGGCAUCCUUGCAGGUUGCAUAAUUGUGCAUACAGAUGGAUUUGCCUACAUCCUUGGACUCUGCUGGUCUCAGUCCUCCUCAGCAGGUUAUACGAAAAGAUUGACCAGAACAACGGUGUUCAUGAUUGGCUAUGGUGUGGCCAAUAUAGUUGCUCCCCAGAUGUGGACUACCGGGCCGAGAUAUUAUGCAGCAUGGAUAGUUCAAUUGGUCGUUGCCUGGUUCUUCAGUUCUGUGCUUUUGAUAUGGAUAAGAGUUAUUCUGUCGCGCAGAAACAAAAAGAGAUUAGCUCAACUGGAGUUCGAUGACGAUGGAAACAUAAUCAGCAAAAAAAAUGCGUUUGUUGAGGAUGGAGGAGAAGACCGCAGAAAAGUUGAUGUCUCGAUGCUGGAUUUGACGGACCUGGAAAAUGAAGAAUUUAUAUAUCCUUUAUAG